Molecule: messenger RNA, 1800 nt
Organism: Arabidopsis lyrata subsp. lyrata
Lineage: Eukaryota; Viridiplantae; Streptophyta; Magnoliopsida; Brassicales; Brassicaceae
Product: ribonuclease III domain-containing protein RNC1, chloroplastic
Exons: 4
Coding region: 137-1276 (379 amino acids)
Biological process (GO): RNA processing
Molecular function (GO): ribonuclease III activity
Source: RefSeq, a predicted model, not a curated record
UUAAUCCAGAAAAAAAAAAACCUCCCCGCCAUGACCUUAUCCAUGGAACUCUGCAAUCUUCUUCGUUACCAUUUUCUUCUACUGUUGCAAAAAUCGUGUCUUUUGCGCGAGCAAAAGUGUUCUCGAGAAAGAAGCAAUGGAGCUUUGUUCUUCAUCUUCAUCAUCUUCACUCCUUCGCAUUUCUUCAUCUUCAGCACCAGAAAUCUCAUUUUCACCUUCAAUUUCUCGGUUCUCAUCUAAAAUCCAAUCGAUUCUCACAAAACCCAGAUUCCAAAAUCUCCGAAUUUGCGCUUCCGUGACGGCGGAGACUCAAGGUCUUCCACGAGACAGUCCUCAACGUCUCCUCAAGGAGCUUGGGAAGCGUAAAACAGCGACAGGACCGAAGAAAAAGGUUCCUCCGAAACGAUUCAUCUUAAGACCACCAUUAGAUGAUAAGAAAUUAGCUGAGAGAUUCCUCAAUAGUCCACAAUUGUCUCUCAAGUCAUUUCCUCUACUCAUUUCUUGUCUUCCAUCGUCAAAGCUUAACAACGCUGAUAAAACAUGGAUCGAUGAGUAUCUUCUUGAAGUUAAACAAGCUUUAGGGUAUUCUCUGGAGCCUUCAGAGAUUUUAGGAGAUGAUAAUCCGGCGAAACACUUUGAUACGUUGCUCUAUCUUGCGUUCCAGCAUCCGUCUUGUGAUAGGGCACGUGCGAGGCAUGUGAAGAAUGGGCACUCGAGGCUUUGGUUUCUGGGUCAGUAUGUGCUUGAGCUUGCUUUGAUUGGGAAGAGAUCUGUGUUCUGGGCUUUGUUUGGUGCCAUCUGUCUAUGCUAUGGGAUGCCGGAAGUGUAUCGUGUACUUUUUGAGGUGUUUGGGAUGGAUCCAGAUGCUGAUGAGUGUCAGCCUCGAAGCAGGAGACAGCUCGAGGAUGUAGAUUAUGUUUCUGUUGAAUUUGAAGGCAAAAAGCUAGGUUGGCAAGAUAUUGCUACUUACAAGCCUCCUGAAGAUGCUUUAUUCGCACACCCGAGGCUAUUCAGAGCUUGUGUUCCACUGGGAAUGCAUCGUUUCAGAGGGAACAUAUGGGAUUUUGACAGCAAACCUAAAGUUAUGCAGACCCUCGGAUACCCUUUACCGAUGAAUGAUAGAAUCAAGGAGAUAACUGAAGCAAGAAACAUCGAACUUGGACUCGGUUUACAGGUGGAGUUUGACGAGGUAGGUAAGGUUACUGGUUUAACAUCUAAGGGAGAGACUGCCAAAUGCAAAUGCCAAAUGUUACAUAGAAGUAGCUCCCUGCAAUAAAAGAGGCUCUAACAACUGCAAGAGCAAUGCAACAUGAAUUGCAAUAUGUGAGUUUCAUGUUACACAGUAUAAUUUGAUAAACUAAAUGAGAUCUUGCACUCGGAUGAAACUGAAUAUCCAAGAAGCGUCAACAAUAGUACCCUUUUGGUUUGCAAUACAUGGAAUCAUCCACCACAGCCUCCACUAGUACCACUUCACGGCAUUCCGACUCCCCAAUAAAAAAUUUCAAGUGUUCCAACUCUUUAGUAGUUCCUCCAUAACCAAGAACACGCAACAGCUUCACUUGGAACGGACGCAUGGUCUCAUCGCCUAAUAUAUAUACUAAAGGAGGGUAUAGAUUACCAGUCAUAUAUGAAUAAAGAAGGGUCGAGACUCCCAUCUUUCUCCCGAUUAUGCUGACUGCUCAUGUAAGUUUUCAAACCCUAACAUCAUCAACUAAUUAGGAAACUAAACUCUUUUUUUUUUGGGGUUCAAGGAAGUUCCAAACGACAAUGUUAUAAAGGAAGACGAUAAUUUCUUGUGAA